Molecule: messenger RNA, 945 nt
Organism: Grammomys surdaster
Lineage: Eukaryota; Metazoa; Chordata; Mammalia; Rodentia; Muridae
Product: olfactory receptor 2B11-like
Exons: 1
Coding region: 1-945 (314 amino acids)
Biological process (GO): G protein-coupled receptor signaling pathway
Cellular component (GO): membrane
Molecular function (GO): olfactory receptor activity; G protein-coupled receptor activity
Source: RefSeq, a predicted model, not a curated record
AUGAAAUCCAUUAAUGGAGAUUUCCCAGAUGAUUUCAUACUUAUGGGCUUUAGCAAGUACGCAUGGCUGGAUCUUCCCCUCUUCUUUGUCCUCCUGACCUCCUACAUGUUCACAUUGCUGGGAAACAUUGCUAUUAUUUUGGUUUCUCAACUUGAUUCCCAGCUCCAAAGUCCCAUGUAUUUCUUCCUUACCAGCCUUUCAUUUUUGGAUCUCUGUUUUACUACUACAACUGUCCCUCAAAUGUUGUUUAACUUACAGGGACCCAACAAGAACAUCACUUAUAUAGGCUGCAUGGCCCAGGCCUAUGUGUUUCAUUGGCUAGGCUGUACUGAAUGUGUCCUUCUUGGUAUCAUGGCCUUAGAUCGCUAUGUGGCCGUGUGCAAGCCUCUGAGGUACUCUGUUAUUAUGGACCACAGGCUCUGUCUUCAGCUGUCUGGCACUGCUUGGUUGACUGGCCUGGCCAACUCACUGCUGCAGUCUACACUUACCAUACAGUUACCCCUGUGUGGAAACCGAAUGCUGGACCACUUCUUCUGUGAGCUUCCUGGGCUUAUUAAGAUGUCUUGUGGGGAUACCACAGUCAAUGAGAUUACUUUAGCAGUGGUGGCCACAUUCUUUAUAAUGGGUCCCCUCUCCAUGAUACUUGUAUCUUAUAGUUACAUUGCCCAAACUGUAUUUCGAAUGCCUUCUGCAGCAGGGAGACUCAAGGCUUUCAACACUUGCUCAUCACACCUGCUGGUGGUGUCUUUAUUUUAUGGACCAGGGAUCUACAUCUACAUGCAACCCUCAGAGGAUGGCUCCCAAGACCUCAUCAAGGUCUUGACUCUGUUUUACUGUGUCAUCACUCCCAUGGCUAAUCCGUUCAUCUACACUCUGAGGAACAAAGAUGUCAUAGGAGCUUUGAAGAGGCUUCUGAGGAAGGCCAUUUCAACUAAGGGGAUAUGA